Molecule: messenger RNA, 2483 nt
Organism: Microplitis mediator
Lineage: Eukaryota; Metazoa; Arthropoda; Insecta; Hymenoptera; Braconidae
Product: F-box only protein 32
Exons: 6
Coding region: 427-1470 (347 amino acids)
Biological process (GO): protein ubiquitination
Cellular component (GO): nucleus; SCF ubiquitin ligase complex; cytoplasm
Molecular function (GO): protein binding
Source: RefSeq, a predicted model, not a curated record
UUCAAGUCUUUCAAUACCAGAUCCUCAGCAGACUGUUUUUAGUUGUGGAGUGCCCGCGACCCGCGAGACUUGUGAGAACAUACACCAAAGCUGGAACACCCUGAGCCCUGAGUGAUGCACAAGAGACACUCGACAGCCAUAAAAAUACAACUGCAGUGACAGUUUCUCCAGUUAAAUUAACAAAUAUUUAUUUUUAUUCGUGUUGACCGGUUUUCAUUUUUUUUAAAUUUAAAUCAGCUUUGGUGUCAAGUUUAUAAUUUAAUAAUUUAAUUUUGCUUUAAAGUUUAAAUAAAAAUUGGCUGUCAGAGUUUGGAAGACUGCUUGGAGUUGGUGACAGGUUUAAAAAAAAUAUAAAAUCAACUCGGUGCAGCCUUCAACUCCAAGGGCUCAUUACGGCUCUUGUGAUAGAGUAAUAACUCCAUUACUAUGCCGUUUAUCUCCAAGGACUGGCGUAGUCCUGGUGAAGAAUGGGUUAAAACCGUCGAGGGAUGGGAGAAGAAAAAAAUUCUCGAGUGUGCUAACAAUAAAACCCUGUCAUUAUUAAUACGAACCGAGAAAGAUGGAGACAAAGCUCGUGAGAAGGAAAAAGAAAAAGAGAAGAAAAAAGAAAAUGCCGUCCAACCUCACUGUCACAUUACCCUGAAGUGUACACGUGAGAUCGCCGGAUUCAACGGACUGAGUGAUGCACUCAAGAGACUGGACUUUUUGUCAGCGGUUCACGAUUGUCGACGUUUCAACUACAUCGUGCGGCUGUUGGAUCUGUUGGUCAGCCACACAAUGGGUGGUCUCAGUGGAUGCGCUCAGCGUGUGCUGUUCAAUAUGCUGGAAGAAGUUACUCUGGAGGUUUCUUGUUCGCAGCAGCAAACAGGAAGACUCCGUAGACUGAUUGAACGUGUCAGGGCUUUCAGCGCUAGCUGCUGCUGGGGCGGACGACCUCUGGGUUCAGUUGUCCUCUGGGAGAAACACAAGGCUGCUUUGGAUAGAAUACUGCAAAUAGCUUCAUCUAUCACGAUCACUCAGCCUGAUGAAGAGCAGCAUCCGCAGUGGUCUGAUCUUCCAGCAGAAUGCAGACGUGAAGUUCUUUUACGUUUGAGUGAUCCAAGAGACAUCGAGGCUUCGUCAGAAGCUUGUGAGCAUCUGGCAGCACUCGCACAGGAGCAAAGAAUUUGGCGAGAGCUUGCUCAGUAUCACUUUACUCCUCAGCAAAUAGCCACGACCAUGCAAAACAACCCAGGAAAAGAUUGGAAGACUUUAUUCACUAUUGCACGAAGGUCUUUCGGAUUACGUGAAGAGUACGCGGAAAUGAUUCAACUCUGUCGGAAUUGCCGCUGUCUCUUUUGGCGCUCACUUGGUCAUCCUUGUAUUGCUGAUCAAGAUCCGGCAUUUCAAGAAAAACUUGCUGAUGUCGAUCAAUCAUCUCUUCAUGUUCCAAUACCACCGCAAACUUUUCUCAAGUUCUUCUCUCUGUGAAAAUAAUUAUAAUUAAAACUAAUUAAUGAUUAUAAUCAUGAGAGAUGAAAAAAUUAUAUAAAAAAAUAAUAAAAAUUAUUAAGUAUAAAAAUACGUUAAAAAAUAAAUAAAUAAAUAUAUAUGCAUAUAUAUAUAUAUAUAUAUAUAUAUAUAUAUAUAUAUAUAUAUAUUUAUGAUAUAUGCAUGUAUAUGUAUAUAUUUUAAAUGAUAGUGAAUUCAGUCUCUAGAAAUAUCUAUUGUUGGCCGUUAAAUAAAUAAACUUUUAUUGUAAUUUGCUCUUUAAAGUAUUAAAAGUCAAAAUUUCGUAAUAAUUUUUGACAUUUGCGCUAUAGAAAAAUGAAAUAGUAUAAUAUAUAUAUACAUAUAAAUAUAAAUAAUAUUUAUUUUGUGGAAAAUACAGAGUUUAAUUAUUAUAGAAAGUCUGGUAAUAUAAUCAUACGUCCGCGAAAAUAAAAUAUUUAUAAUUGAUUAUAAUUACAUAACUAAUGAAUUAAUUAAUCAUCGAAAUCACGACGAAUGUAUACAAUUUUUAAUUAUUAUAAUAGACAUGCUCGUCAAACGACUGUCUUACGAAACAUAUUUUAUCUAAUAAUUAUUUAACGUCCAUUGAAGAUCUCUUCCAAGAAAAAAAUUUAAAUUUAUCGCGUUUUUUUCUUUUUUAUAUUAUAAUUUUUUAAAUAUUAUUUUUAUUAUUACUGAUGACUAAUUGGUCUUGAAGACAAUUAAUCAUCUAACUAGUAGUAUUUCGUGUUUUGUGAUGCCUCUAGGUGCUUUUGGUAGCUCUAUUAUUAUUGUUAUUACUAUAUAAGUUGUUAUAAUUUUUUUUACUUAAAGUGUACUAACACUUGGCACUAUUUACACAUCGUAACAAACCAAUGCUGUGUUCUCACCAUCGUUUAUUAUUUUUUAAUUGACAAAAUAACUUUUUACUUCAUCAAAUGAAAUAUAAUUAUCAUAUCUACAUGUAAAUACAUAUAAUAUAUAUAUAUAUAUAUAUAUAUAUAUAUAUAUAU